CCUCUCCAAUAUUAAUCCAUUAAUCAGUUUUGCUUUUUUCCUUGGCUUAUAAUCUUCACAACCUUAUCUGAUUACACACUCACAGUUAGCUGCUCUUCGUCAUCUACAGUGUCACCUUCUUGAUCACCACCUCUCCUCAAUCAACAAGGGCCGGGAUCUGGAUCUGGAUCUGAGUCCGGGUCCGGAAACCCAUGGAGAAUCCGAGGCAAGCUGUACGGGCACCCUCGAAACUAAAACAAUACUCCGUGCCUGCAUGUUUAAGCUUCCUCUUGGUUUGUUUACUUGCUUCCACCCUUCAAGUCUUCUUCUUCUCCCCAAUCUCCCCAGACCCACUUCAACUUCCCCCUCCAUUUUCACCUUCCUCUCUUCCCACCAAUACCCUCUUGCAGGGAGUGAUUAAAAUUGGAGAAGGGUUGGUAGAGGACCCAGAAGAUGUGUGUGUGGAUGGAGAAAAGGGGAUACUGUAUGCAGCCACAAGAGAUGGUUGGAUCAAAAGGCUACACAUGAAAAAUGGAACAUGGGAGAAUUGGAAGAUGAUUGGGGGUCGCACUUUGCUUGGAAUCACAACAACGGCAGCUGGUGAUCUCCUAGUCUGUGACACUGAAAAGGGGUUGAUUAAAAUUGGCGAAGAUGGUAUGACUAUUCUUGCCUCUCACGCGGAUGGCUCCAAAAUAAGUUUUGCGGAUGAUGUGGUGGAGGCAUCAGACGGUAGCGUAUACUUCAGCGACGCCAGCACCAAAUUUGGGCUUAACGAGUGGUACCUUGACGUACUGGAGGCAAAGCCCCACGGCCGGCUUCUCAUGUACCACCCAUCAUCAAACCACACAUCUGUGCUGCUCCCUGAUCUUUGCUUCCCAAACGGCGUCGCACUCUCAAGGAAUCAAGAUUUUCUGGUGGUCUGCGAAACAUGGAAAUUCAGGUGCCUGAGAUAUUGGCUGAAGGGGGAGAGAAAAGGGAAAACAGAAAUCUUUAUUGACAACCUUCCCGGCUCACCUGAUAACAUUAAUCUAGCCCCAGAUGGAACAUUUUGGAUUGCCCUCUUACAGUUCACUUCCAAGGGGCUGGAGUUCGUGCACACAUCCAGGGCUGCUAAACACUUUCUAGCAGCAUUCCCAGGACUGAUGAAGCUCGUCAUUGGCGUGGGCAAAGGGGCGACGGUGGUGAACGUGGCGGCGGAUGGCCAGAGUAUUAUAAGAAAGUUCGACGAUCCCAGUGGAAGCGUGAUGUCGUUUGUGACAUCAGCAGUAGAGUUCGAGGACCAUCUUUACUUGGGAAGUCUGAACUCCACCUUCAUUGGCAAACUCCCUUUGGAAAAUAUUGUAUAAAAAAGUGAAGUGGGAAGCUCCGUGCCUUCAAUAUUGAAUUUAAAUUCUUCAGGUGGAAUAUGGAUGGAAGUAUUGACUUUGUGAUCGAAGAGUCGUCAAGUUUUGAAACAACAAACAUCAAGUGUAUUAAUUGAUUUAUAAUCAAAAGGGGUAUGAAUACAUUUGUACCAUUGCCGCGA
This is a messenger RNA of Malania oleifera, 1504 nucleotides long. RefSeq names its product protein STRICTOSIDINE SYNTHASE-LIKE 4-like. Lineage: Eukaryota; Viridiplantae; Streptophyta; Magnoliopsida; Santalales; Ximeniaceae. The transcript is spliced from 7 exons. Bases 192 to 1325 code for a protein of 377 amino acids. The record is from RefSeq and is a predicted model, not a curated record. Gene Ontology annotation, molecular function: strictosidine synthase activity. Gene Ontology annotation, biological process: biosynthetic process.